Xyrauchen texanus (razorback sucker) is the source of this 5230-nucleotide messenger RNA. RefSeq names its product armadillo repeat containing 5 (gene armc5). NCBI's taxonomy places the organism in Eukaryota, Metazoa, Chordata, Actinopteri, Cypriniformes, Catostomidae. Gene Ontology annotation, molecular function: protein binding. Bases 593 to 4345 code for a protein of 1250 amino acids. The record is from RefSeq and is a predicted model, not a curated record. The transcript has 7 exons. Gene Ontology annotation, biological process: anatomical structure morphogenesis. Gene Ontology annotation, cellular component: cytosol.
UCUGUUUGUCUUUCUGCUAAAGAUGGCGCCAGUGCAUUUCUGAGGCGAUUGCGCUUUUUAGCGCUUAGGAAAUUUGACGUGAGUAAGAUGAAAGGUUAAUAAAGCCUUCAUACUCUUCAUCGAAACAUAAAAAUACACCCAAAUAGAUUAGUUUAAGACUGUACCGUCUAUGUUUUAUUUCUUUCGCGGCCUACCUCCCUCUGUAGACCGUAAGGAAAUAUGUCGCACGGUUAAAAGACUCCGUUUCCCAGAAGCCAUUGCGAUGGGGUUUCGCUAACUUUGAUGUGGUAGAUGUAGUUCUUCAGGUGUUUAUUUUUCUGUUAGCUGGAAUGUGCCAAUCAUAGUAAAAGCAAAUUGUAUUAGAAUUUUUUUUUGCUGUGUGUUUUACAAAAUUAAGAUUAACAUAAAAAUAUUUGUAUUCUUUAUUUGUUUUAUUAUUAAUUGAGAAAUAAAAUGGUUGGUGUUGAAACUAAAUCGUAAUCUCAUUUCAUUGCUGAAAUUUUUAUUUGCGUUUUAAAGAUAUAGAAGGUACGUUAAUUACGUUUCAGGGGAGGGGGGGUGGCAGGACGGGGAUCUGGACUCAAGAUUUAUCAUGUCUUCACCUCUAGAAGAAGGAAUUAAAAAAAAUGCAAAAGUUUCAGCCAAUACCCGGGAGGGGUCAUCUGCUUUUCCAGAAUCCUCCCUUACCUGGUGUUUAACUCAGCUGUCCAAAACAAGUACAUUGGUGGAUGCUCACAGUUGUGGACUGGCAGGAACUGUCAAUGAGCCCAUCACUGGAGGAGAGAAAGCCAGAGAUGCAGACAAGAGACUCCGAGCUGGUCAAUGGAGGGCGCUAGUGGCCAUUCGAACCCAUCACAUCAAGGGAGAUGGCAGUAGGAUAGCCCGGUACCAAGCACGGGGAGGACUGCCUCCUUUGCUGGAUCUCCUAAGACAACCAGAAAGCUCCAGAAAGGUUUUGGACCUGGCACUUAUCAUCCUGGCCAAUUGCUGCACUCAAAAAGGGACAAGGCAAGAAGUAAGAAAGCUUGAUGGUGUGUCUGUUGUUGUUGAUGUCCUCAAGAGGAAUGUAUCGGUGGAGACAGUGCAAAAUCGAGCUGUACGAGCUCUGGGAAAUCUCGCCAUGGACCCAGAGGGUUCUGCUGAAGUCCACUCUGCUGGUGGUGUUCCACUUCUCCUCCUUUGCCUGUCUUUCUCUCCACCCCCAUCCUCUCCCUCUUCCCUGACUCGAACACCUGAACUCUGCACUCUGAAGCUGGAAUGUGCCCAGUCUGCUGCCCGGGCUCUAGUCUACCUUUCAGACACGCCUACCAACCGACACCUUCUGAUUUCACAGGGGAGUCUACCAGCUCUCGCUUUGUUCAUUGCUCCAGAGUACCCUUUAGGUCUGAGACGGGCAUCUUUGCGGGCCCUUCAUGAGCUUACCAGAGGUUGCAGUGCUGAGUGUGCCAGGGAAGUGUCCAAGUCUGGGGUGUUGACUCAUUUGGGGGCCUUUGCCUCAGGAGAAGGUGACCUGUCUCUGGUGGAGUUGGCUUUGAAAACUCUGGCUAACUUGUGCACUCAAGGCUGCCUGAGACCACUGGUUGGUUCAUUGGGUGUCAUUCAGAAGUUUGCAGAGGAGGUGAAGAAGGAUCCUCUGAAGUCGGGUGUGUUUUUCAAGGCCUUGUGCCUGUGCUGCAGAGAAGCUGUGAACAGGGCAAAAGUAAAAGAGAGCGGGGGAUUAGAGGUGCUGAUUGGCUUUUUAUCUGCCCAUCAAAACCAUACACUCACACGAUUCGCCAUUCUAGCUUGUGUUGACUUUGUCUAUGAUGAAUCAGCUCUUGAACAGCUGCAAGAGCUUGGGUUGGUGCCACUUCUUAUCAAGCGUUUAGUGGAGCUCGCUAAAGGAGAGGAACUGACCACAGGAAAGAUUGACGCCAGAAUAAUAUCUAGUUCUCCAUGCUCUGAACUGAUGACUUCAUGUUUUGACUCAUUUGACUUUACUCCUCUUGAAGGCAAGAAGGAGGAUAUGAGCAAAGAACAGACGUCGGGAUCCUCCAGCUUCCUCAGUCUCCGGUCUUGGCUGGUAUCAGAGGGUCUAAUCUCUUCUGAGGGGGAGCUGACUGAAUCCUCAAGUGGGACUGAUGUAGUCUGUGGCAGCCCACAAUCCUCUCUCUCACCCUCACUACUUACGCCUUGCUCUGAGCUCUCGCCAACCUUGCAUCAACCCCACUCUUCUCCAUCCACCCGCUCUAAACCUUGCCGUCUCUCUUCUUCUACUCCGUUAUCUGCUCAAGCUGCGCAACUGAAAAUCUUCCCAGAGUCACCUUCCUCUUCACAUCCCUCUUGCACCUCCACCCUUCAAUCUGAGAAACUGCCUUCAAUAACAAAACCUUCCAUUCCCCCCCUGUCUCCACUCCGAAUCUCCUCUCCGCCCAGAAAGAGACUGCGUGUAUCUUCAUCCACCUCCACACCUACUCGCUAUAGUGUGGUCACCUUGGACAACCCCUCUGUGAUGUCAAAAACCCCAACCUACCAUCACCCCUAUCACCCUGAGCCCUGGGCCCCAGAAUCCCCUAUUCUUCUGCUUCUGUCUCGUUUUUCCCAUGCCUCAGACCCUAGCACAUCACUCAUCAACACAAAUGUUUUCUCUGGGCUGUUGUACUACCUCACCCAGCACCAUGACCCCAGUGGGCGGUGCUUUCGGAUGCUAGGCAGGCUCAGCUGUAACCCAAACUGCCUGCAGGCUCUGGUUAGAACUGGAGCUGUGGCUCUAAUUAGACAGAGACUGUGUGUGAGUGGAGAAGAGAUCGGAAAUAAAAAAGGAAUAAAUGGAGGAACAGAGAGACAAUCAGAAAAAGUAAAAGCCAAAAUUGCACAACUAGGUCUGGGUCUGCUCAGUAAUUUGAGGGUUCAGAGUGAGUCUGGAUUUGGCUCUGGCGUUCUUACACAUAUCAUGCUGUCAGGCUCAGAAACUGACAAGCUGUACUGUGUCCUGUCUCUACCGCUGAUUAACAGCAACAGAGUUCUUUUGAAGAAGCUGCUGUUUGAUAGUGGAGGACUGGCGGCAGCUCUUGAACUAAUUGGGUGUCAAAGUGACAAUGACAACGAUAAUGAUGAAGAUGGACAGUUUGAUAAGUGUAGAACAUUUCUGGCUGGUUGGUUACAUCCUCUUGAACAAGUGUCCCCUUACAAUCUUAAUUUCCUGUACCUUUCACUUCUGAUUGGCUGCCUCUCCAGUCUUUUGGCAAAUUCCAAAGUGGACGGAAAGAAUUGUGGAAUAGAUUGUGGGACCAGAAUGGAGACAGCCUCAAACACCAUGAAAACAACCCAACCACAAAAGAAGCAAUCCAUAUGUCCAUACAAGGAGGCAACUUAUGAUCUAACUUUCCUCCUUGAUGAUGGAACCUUCCUUCUUGCCAAUCAAGAGGCUGUUGCUGGGGAAAAUGGAGAAAAAGAUGUCGGGUCUGAGUAUUUCAGAGCCCUACUGACGGGAGGAUUUGGUGAGGCACAAAGAGCUAAAGGUGAGGCCAUCCUUAUCAAGGAUGUAAACAGUGGGAUGCUGUUACCAGUGCUUCACUACCUGCAUGGAUGUCGUUUGGUUAAAGGAAAUGAGAAUGAAGACCAAAGGAAAGAGUCCAAGCAAGAGGCGAAUUGCCUUGUGUUGGCCUCCCUGGUCUCUGGUGGGUUGGGCAGACCACAGGACGAGAUGGACCCAUACUGCGCAGAAGAGAAGGAAUUUCUGAAAACCCCACUGGCCUAUGUGAUGAUUGGGGCUUGUAGGUUUUUAGUGCCUGGUUUACAAAGGGCAGCUGAGGACCUAUGUGUAGACCUUCUAUUCUCAGCAGUCUCAUCUGUCCUAAGGACUCUGGCCAAACCUUGCUGUUCAGAUGAUGCUACUAUGACAACAAGCAGAAUGGAUGUGGAUUUGGUCUGCAAGGAUCCCACACACUCAGGUCCUGAAGGAUCACCCCAAGUGUCUAAAAGUAAAAUUCUAGUAGCCCAAUUAACAGGACCAAACAUAAUGUCAAAGUGUUCCAAACAACAGUCCAAACUCCAGAACUCUCCAAAUUUUAAACAGGUUCCAGAAGUUGUUCCCGCCGCCGCCGCCACCUCUUCGGAAAAUGGCAGUGAGGGAGCUUGGCUGAGGUCUCUCCUACCACAAUUGUACUGGUUUUCACAACGCUACUCUUAUCUGCGACUGGGCCAAGCCUGCCUCGCUAUACUGCUGCGGCCUCAGGGGUUUCAGCCUUUUCCCCUUCACCCCUCCCUUUCUGUUGAGUGCUUCCUGCAUUUAGUGCAAGAGGCCGACUGCACUGAGGGGCUGAGACAGGACAUCUUAAACCUGGUCAAAACAGCCCUCAGCUAGAAAGCACAAACAUUAAUGGAUGGGGAAAUGAAAUGUGUAAUGAACGUAAGUAAGGUUUUGUGUAAUGAUAAGUUUAAGCUGCUGGAAUGUGCAAUCUAAAAAAGUGAAAGGAAAUUACUGGAGUCUAAUUGUGAUUGUAUUUUGGGAUGUGUGGGGCAAGAAAGAAUAGGUAGAAAAAUCCUUAUUACAUUUCAUUUAGCAAGUAACUUCAUUAUUUUUAAUUAUAUUGAAUAUUUUCAUUAAAUAUUUUAACCUUGUAAUCUCUAUUAUUUCAUGCUAAUAUUUCUUUUCAAGAAAUGAUUUCUUAUGUAAAAGCUUUCUUAUCGAUUUAUUAUGGGGGGUAUUUUAUAUUCAUCAAACAUUUCUUUCAUUUUAUUUAGUCAAAUAAAGGGAUUCAUGUUAAUGCUAUGGCACAUUCUUCUUGGAGCAUCCACACAUAGUAUGUUAUUUUGUACAGUAUAUUAUGUCAAAAUGAUUAUUUCAUGGAGUUUAUGUUGGUUAUAUUUUUGUUUUUGUAAAUGGUGUAAUACACUUAAAUUAUAGUAAUGUGGAUUAACUGAUGUAUGGCAUGUUGUUCUGUAUAUACAAUAAAUGUAACAUUUAACUGGUCAAAUUUUUGAGGAAAGCAGAGGAUGGUUCUCAAUAAAUGAGCUCCGCAUUAAUGAUGUCUAAGUUGCCUCUUAAAGAAUUUAAUUGGAUAGUUAGCUCAAAAUAACAAUGUUGCCAUAAUUUACUCAACCUCAUGUUACAAACGUCUUUCCUCUACAGAAACCAAAUAAAUGAUAAAAUAAUUUUAGAGUUUGGGUGAACUAUUCCUUGAAAUGUUAUGCUACAUUUGUUUUUCUUUAUUUGUAUUAUGUACUGUGUAUGUUUAUGGGGUUUAGG